AUAUAAGAACAGAGGAGCCACAUUCACCUCACAGCACAGAUCUUCUGUCUAUAAUCUGCACAGUCUUCUGCUCAGGACAAGGCAAACAUGGUUUCUCUCAGGGUUUCUUGGAUCUGUGUGCUGUUGUUCAGCAGUGCUUAUUGCUUUCCUAAACCUGAAGACCACACUGCUCCCAGAGGCUUCAGUGGUGAUGCUGCUCCUAGAACAUCCCCUCUUUUUCCAGGCUCACAGGCUGCUCUGAUGGACCAGCAGUAUGGCCAAUCUGCUGGCUAUCAGCAGCCUUCCCAACAGCCCGGCGCUCCCACUGGAAACCAGUCCCCAUCCGGUGUGGGAGGUCCCAGUGUGGUCCUAGGCACGUCACCAACUUAUGAUCCAAGCAGGUUCCUCGUGAGUUCUGGAUCCAGCUCGAACAAACCUGCCAGCACUGGAAGCUUUUCUGUGCAGCAUCAACCUGCUGGUGGUGCAGCAUCUGGCCCAGUCUAUGCAGCUCCAGCAUGGGCUCCUGCUGCUCCUGCUGCUCCAGCAUGGGCUGGCUAUGGUUAUGGAUCUUCUAAUGCCAAUGCAAACACUGGUCCAGCAACUUAUUACACAGCUGACACCUCCAGCUAUGGUUCUUACGACGCUGCUCCUGAAACCUCCAGCUAUGGUUCUUACUACGCUGCUCCUGAAACCUCCAGCUAUGGUUCUUACUACGCUGCUCCUGAAACCUCCAGCUAUGGUUCUUACUACGCUGCUCCUGAAACCUCCAGCCAUGGUUCUGAUUCUGCUCCUGGCCUUCCUUGGGUUGAACAGCCAAUUGAAACCUCAUUCUCCGACCCCAGCAACUGGCUGCCACGAGGUGAUUUCCCAGACUUCAGCGUCUGGGGGUCUAAAGCCAACUCCAAGAUGUCCAAGACCGCUGAGAGUGAGGAGGAGACUUCCCCCAUACCGUCUUCAACCUACAUCAUCCAGUCCGGAAACGGCUACCUGCGAGGACUUGAAUACAGGUCCCACACUAACUACGCCCCAGAGGACCCAGAACCACUAGUGUUUGUCGCUGAGCCCGUCAGAGCACCUCGACCAGCUGCUCCUUCCAAAGGAGGAAAGAAAUAUUGAGAUGAACCUGCUGGUGCUUCAGCUGUUGCAUGUUUGAGUCUUAAUAAAAAUGAGAAUAUGAAGACAAUGA
Molecule: messenger RNA, 1165 nt
Organism: Centropristis striata (black sea bass)
Lineage: Eukaryota; Metazoa; Chordata; Actinopteri; Perciformes; Serranidae
Product: RNA-binding protein EWS-like
Exons: 5
Coding region: 88-1095 (335 amino acids)
Source: RefSeq, a predicted model, not a curated record